This is a messenger RNA of Salvelinus fontinalis (brook trout), 6617 nucleotides long. RefSeq names its product EBF transcription factor 3a (gene ebf3a). The coding region runs from base 767 to 1330 and encodes 187 amino acids. The record is from RefSeq and is a predicted model, not a curated record. Lineage: Eukaryota; Metazoa; Chordata; Actinopteri; Salmoniformes; Salmonidae. The transcript is spliced from 6 exons. Gene Ontology annotation, molecular function: RNA polymerase II cis-regulatory region sequence-specific DNA binding; DNA-binding transcription factor activity, RNA polymerase II-specific. Gene Ontology annotation, biological process: regulation of transcription by RNA polymerase II.
CUCUCGGGUUUCAGCCAGGCAGCUAUUGCAUGUAGGACUCUCCAGAAUGAAGCUCGUUCAGGGACAGGACGUGUCACUGUUCCAUAUAUGGUCGAAGCCCCGCCCACCAGCGCGUCAUAUUCUGACAGCGCGCAUCCCGUGGGUUUAGAGUUUUGGCUCCCGGGAAAGGUUCCACUCCUCCGGGAUAGAGGGUUGAGUUUUGUAUGCUUCCAUCCCAUUCUGCAAGACGCUAAAGGCCUCUCAUCAACCUCUCCCGUGUCCAGGAACACCUCCAUAGUAAUCAUUUCGUUUAUUUUGCCUUUUGGAGCUGCAGCGCAUUGCCAGAAGUGGUCGAUUCAACUGAUGCUUUUUAAAAAAAAUGCUGCUUGUUGUAUGAUGACUCCAGCUUGAGGAGCCAUCACCAAAAACAAAAAGUUUUCUUCAAACGCAUUUCGAAUAAAAACUUGAAUAAAACAGAAGCAACUACAACCAUAUCCUGCUAUUUGAACGACUUCUUCAACGACUAGGAUCACGUUCCAAACCAGCUACCGAGAUAGACUACAGUAACCCACUCUGUAAAUUGUUCAUGUCGUGCCAACACAGGACGGGCUCAAGGAGACAGGACUUGUGAACUCAACUGGGACUUUUAUUUCGUUCUUACACGUUAAUUACAACAAACUUAUUUGACUGUUAUUUUGUCAACCACCGAGAAGGAAAGAUUGCUCUUCAACAGCUACCUUCCUAUUAUUCUCAUUUGGCCGGAGCGGGUUUGUACGAAACGGCUUUAAUGUUUGGAAUUCAGGAAAAUAUAGGCUUACCUAGAGGAGGGACGACUAUGAAAGAGGAACCGCUGGGCAGCGGGAUGAACUCGGUCCGCUCGUGGAUGCACACAUCUGGGGUAGUGGAUGCGAACACAGCCGCCCAAAGCGGUGUGGGUUUGGCUCGGGCACACUACGAGAAGCAACCGCCGUCCAACCUCAGAAAAUCCAACUUUUUCCACUUCGUUCUCGCGCUGUAUGACAGGCAAGGGCAGCCCGUGGAGAUCGAACGGACAGCUUAUGUGGACUUUGUGGAGAAGGACAAAGAACCAAACAAUGAAAAAACUAACAAUGGGAUACACUACAAACUACAGUUAUUGUACAGCAACGGUGUCAGAACAGAACAGGAUCUUUUCGUACGAUUAAUCGAUUCCAUGACAAAACAGGCUAUUAUCUAUGAAGGCCAAGACAAAAACCCAGAGAUGUGCCGAGUGCUUCUCACACACGAAAUCAUGUGCAGUCGGUGUUGUGAUAAGAAGAGUUGUGGCAACAGGAACGAGACUCCUUCAGACCCCGUUAUCAUCGACAGGUAAGAUCGCUGUUUGGCACACUUCUUUUCUCUCUUCUGGUGUAGUCGUGUGGCGUGUGCUGUGUGGAUGUGCGGAGUGUGAUGGUCAUGGUUGUUGUAGUCAUUCUGGGACUGUUGUUGCAGUCGUUCUUGGGAUUCUGUGGUGCCCAACUUCUGUCUCUCUCUCUCUGUCUCUCUGCAUUGUGCUGUCUCUCUCUCUCUCUCUGUCUCUCUCUCUCUCUCUCUGUCUCUCUCUCUCUCUCUCUCUCUCUGCAAUGUGCUGUCUCUGUGUUUGUUGUUCUCCUGCGUUGUUGCACAGGUGGGUUGACUUGGAAACCUGGAAGUCUCUGUGGGGAUUGGGUAAUUGCUAGCGAGUUGUCAGGGGAAACAGUUUCCUCGGCCUUUCCUCUCUCUGUGCUCUGCCCUGCUGUGAGGGAGUCAGUUGUUUACGCCCGGAGUACGUCUGGCUUUACAUUCAGACAUGUAUCAUUGAGUGGCUGCCUCCUAAUUUGCGAACAAGUGUUUUUAUUCAGUGCUCUGUCAUUUAUUCCGCUAUACUGUAUAUCUAUGUGAAUCUGAGUGCUUGGCUGCCUUCCUAAAUGGGCCCACUGUCCAGGAGAGCUUGAUAUCACGUUAGAUGUAUUGUUACUGCUACUGGGCUGAGCACAGUUUUCUCAGUCGUAGUUCAUUGGAUGUGAACAAGUAUGUUGGGAGAAGGAAAAAAUGAUGAGUUAAACCAGGGUGAGAUAUGGAAAAACCAGGAGAAAGAAAGACGAUAAGUUAAACCAGGGUGAGAUAUGGAAAAACCAGGAGAGGGAAAUAUGAUGAGUUAAACCAGGGUGAGAUAUGGAGAAACCAGGAGAGGGAAAGACGAUGAGUUAAACCAGGGUGAGAUAUGGGCCACCAGUGGAUAGCAAUGCUAAUGUUUGAGUUGUUAGAAUAGCUGUUUGCUUAGCGGAGAGUAUUUGGCAUCUGACACAGGGAACAUCUCUCUUAUUAGUAAUCAAAUAUGGACGGCCAGUUGCUGCCUUCACUCAGUCAGUGAGAGAGUCUAUGUGUCAACCAGUGGAACAUAGAGCUCACAGACGACUCACAUUCUGGGACUGGAGCAACUCUGGCAGAAUGUAGGAAUGUUUAUGGAUUCACAAUCACGUGUAUGAUUGCAUUUUGGGGAUUUAUGCAUUCAUUUUACGCUGUUACACAUUAUCGUAUUAUGACUGUAUAUGUAUUCAUGUAUGUGUGUAUUAUGACUCUAAAUGUAUGUAGGUUAUUUUGUUGUUACUUAGAAACAUAUAACGUGUUAUUAAUGGAAUGUUGUUUUGUGGAAAUAGGUAGAGGGAAAAUGAUGCUUUUCAGAACUACUUCAGUUGUACAAAUCUAUACACGUGUUUCCACGUUGCCUCCUAUUGGUUGAGAAACGGACAUCAUUAUUUGACGGCGGAAUGACAGCGUGUGUGAUUUGAUGUGUGCGUGUGUGCGUGUGUGUGUGUGUGUGUGUGCGUGCGUGCGUGCGUGUGUGUGUGUGUGUGUGUGUGAUGUCAUCUGUCCAGUAUUAAUAAUAUCAUGUUAACAGGGUAGAUUUCACUAGUUCUGGGCUUAGCACUGUUAUUACUCUGCAAUGUUGUUGCUUCAUUUUAUUAGUAUUUUAUCAGUAUUUUAUUAUUGUUUUAUUAGUAUUUUGUUAGUAUUUUAUUGUUGUUUUAUAAGUAUUUUGUUAGUAUUUUAUUAGUGUUUUAUUAUUAUUUUAUUAGUAUCUUAUUAGUAUUUUAUUAGUAUCUUAUUAGUAUUUUAUUAGUAUUGUUUAACUAUGUUGAACUUGUGUCUGUGGUGCUGACUGAGAGGGAAGUGACGAGUCCAAAUAAUCCAUAGAACUGCUACACAACAGAUGAGAUCUAAGCCGUAAUUCAAUCACAGGUUAAAGAGAAGAAAACGCUGUGUCUCACAUAACCUGGAGACGGCGCUCUGUAAGUCUCACAGCGAGCCGGUUUGUUACGGUGUGAAGCAGUGGAAACGUGUAGCUUAGCCGCUCCCCUCCCUGGCCCUCUCCCUUGCCUGCUAUGAUCCCUGGGAAGGCAGAGGAAACAUGAGGUCUUUUCACUUGUCGUGCCGGUGAUAUUGUGUAUUCGGGGCUUCAAAGUCAGGCCAGCACUUUUAAAACAGGGCGUCUCUGACACAGUGAGCGCUAGUUGCUCUUCCCAUAAACUGCUUGACUUUGUAUUGUGACUUAAACACAGUUAAAAAGGGAUCCAGUGUCUCCGCACUUUGUGCUUCAAUCUCACCCAACAAUGUGAGUGUAACAGAAGUCCAAUAGGAACAUUGGACAGAGAAGGGGGGGGGGGGGGAUGGAAUCCCAUGACUGAGACAAGAGAAGCAAAACAUGAGGAUACUGUAGCAGAAGUUCAAACAAGAGGAUUAAAAAGCUUCACAUUUUCAUUGUGAUGUGUGUGAAUGGGUCUGGGGUGUGGGUUUCAUAGAGGAGGGAGUAGAUCCGUCCUGUGGAAUCACUAAAGCAGAUGGAUGUCAUUAGGCUCUGCUAUUGUCUGUAGACGAACUACCCCGAGCCCAUGGUUUUAUCCUAUAGCCCUGUGUACAUCCAUCCAGACAGAAAUCACUGCAACGCUAGUCAUCGGUGACUGCAGAGCUCAUGUUCUGUAUAUAAAGAUCACAAGAGAUGAGGAGAAGAGCAGCUCCGUUCAUUAUGCUCUUGUCUUUGUAUGUUUGGGUCUUCUUGCUGUAGCUAUGGACAUUUAAACGUCUAUGAAACAUUUUUAUUUUAAUUUAAAAAAUAAAUAAUUGUCUUUCAGGUUUUAUUGUUAUUGAUGUUUUUUAUGUUCUGUGUCGAAUGGUUGCUUGGAAAUGUGGGUAUUGCAUGUACAUGGACAGAGUGUCCAACUGGGUGAAACUGAAAGGACGGAAUGUUGAGGCUGACAAGGGAAGUCCGAUUACGUUACUAUCAAAACAUCUAACUGCAGAGUUCUAUAGAGAGCGAAAGAAAGAGACAGAGACAGAGACAGAGACAGAGAGAGAGAGAGAGUGAGAGAGAGAGAGAGAGAGAUAGAGAGAGAGAGAGAGAGAGAGAGAGAGGUAGAUAUAUAUAUAUAGAGAGAGGAGGGAGAGAGCUGGAUAGAGAGAGAGAGAGAAAGAGGAGGGAGGGUUUUGCACUGUUAGGGUAUGCUAAGCGGUCCGGUCUCCUGAUCCAUUAUCGAUAACGCUCUCAGCAACAUUUUCCCAGAUGGCAGGGCAUGGCAGGGCAGUCAUACUGCUAGUUGGCAUGAUGCAGGACAGUAACUGGCAAACUGGCAGAUCUGGCAUUUUCACUGGAGUUUAGGACACUUAUCAUUCCAAAUGUGUCCCAUUUUCCUGUAGUCAAGCCAGACAUCUGUUUAUCCCAUUUUCUUUUGGACUUUUGUUACAGCUUUAGGUUUUGUGGAGGAAAAAAAUAGAGAAGUUGGUCCGAUUUAACAGCUGUUGCAGAAAUUCGUCGUUUGACCCCGGUGCAUCUUUCAACUAUUAGAACAAUAAGUCAGAUGCUACUACUCCUAUUCUGUACAUGAUGGCUACUUGUUAUUGACUUAAAGAUACAUAUUUGCUGUAGUUAUUUAAAUGUUCUACUCUAGUCUGUAGGUCCACAGGACAGCCUCAGUAAACCAACAUCCUGGGUAUUCUGAUCAGUCAGAACACAGGACAGCCUCAGUAAACCAACAUCCUGGGUAUUCUGAUCAGUCAGAACACAGGACCGCCUCAGUAAACCAACAUCCUGGGUAUUCUGAUCAGUCAGAACACAGGACCGCCUCAGUAAACCAACAUCCUGGGUAUUCUGAUCAGUCAGAACACAGGACCGCCUCAGUAAACCAACAUCCUGGGUAUUCUGCUCAGUCAGAACACAGGACAGCCUCAGUAAACCAACAUCCUGGGUAUUCUGAUCAGUCAGAACUCGGCUGCAGUGGGUUCAGUCAGAACUCGGCUGCAGUGGGUUCAGUCAGAACUCGGCUGCAGUGGGUUCAGUCAGAACUCGGCUGCAGUGGGUUCAGUCAGAACUCGGCUGUAGUGGGUUCAGUCAGAACUCGGCUGCAGUGGGUUCAGUCAGAACUCGGCUGUAGUGGGUUCAGUCAGAACUCGGCUGUAGUGGGUUCAGUCAGAACUCGGCUGCAGUGGGUUCAGUCAGAACUCGGCUGUAGUGGGUUCAGUCAGAACUCGGCUGCAGUGGGUUCAGUCAGAACUCGGCUGUAGUGGGUUCAGUCAGAACUCGGCUGUAGUGGGUUCAGUCAGAACUCGGCUGCAGUGGGUUCAGUCAGAACUCGGCUGUAGUGGGUUCAGUCAGAACUCGGCUGUAGUGGGUUCAGUCAGAACUCGGCUGUAGUGGGUUCAUCUGCUCUACAACGUCAGCUUAUGUUUUGGGGAUCUAAUAAUGGCGUUGUGUCUGAAGGGUGAUUGGUGGGUUUUUCCUCGCUACUAGAGCUUCCUUUCACUUCCUGUCACAAAGGUCAAGAUGACCGACCUCUCCAGACAGCCCACCCAUUGAAUUAUUCAUGACAUUGACUAUUUUGUGUGUGUGUGUGUGUGUGUGUGUGUGUUAGUGCACACAAUUGUCAGUGUCCCAAAACGUCCCCCCUUAUGGACCCUGGUCAGAAGUCGUUCACUAUGUAGGGAAUAGGGUGGCGUUAUUCUCUACACUUCAUAUCAUUCAUUCGUACAGCUCAUUUAACGAGAGGGCAGCUCCUUCUCCUUUGCACCUGUUCAACUAUUAAUAUCGUGUCGUUUGGUUCCGUGGCCGACUUCGCUUAUUAACAUUCAUUAUAUUCAUAUUAGGAUUAGGGAGGAUUGUUGUGAUCGUUACCACACCGUGUCAACGGCUAACAGUCAAUGUUGGGUUAAUGUAUAACACUCCUGUCCAUGUUAGGGGGGGUUUUAUUGAGAGGAAACAACACUUUGGACAGUAGUCAACAUUGACCCAAUGGCCAGUGUUUUCAUUUCCCUCCCUUUUUUAAAGCAGACAGACACUUUAAAGAGCUGUUUAGGUUUUUCUCUCCCCCUCAUGGCUUCUUCGCUAAAGCGUGAUUAAACCACUCUCAGGCAGAGUUACUGUACAAAUGGCAGCUUUUUAUAAGGUCAGCUCUUUUGUGGUGAAACGCUAUGUAAAUUAGGAUCUGCUGUGAAAAAGGAGGGGGGGGGGGGGGUUGGACAUUAAACUCAAUUCAAUUCAUUGUCCUCCUUAAUGUCAUUUUCCAUUUUGCUAACGUCGAGUCCUGGAUGGACUGUCAGGAAGUAUUUCUGAAUUGAUUUUAAUGGCAUAUCAGCCUGGAAACAGAGGG